GCGAGUGGGUACAGUGCUCGUGUGUGAGUGUGCGAGUGGGUACAGUGCUCGUGUGUGAGUGUGCGAGUGGGUACAGUGCUCGUGUGUGAGUGUGCGAGUGGGUACAGUGCUCGUGUGUGAGUGUGCGAGUGGGUACAGUGCUCGUGUGUGAGUGUGCGAGUGGGUACAGUGCUCGUGUGUGAGUGUGCGAGUGGGUACAGUGCUCGUGUGUGAGUGUGCGAGUGGGUACAGUGCUCGUGUGUGAGUGUGCGAGUGGGUACAGUGCUCGUGUGUGAGUGUGCGAGUGGGUACAGUGCUCGUGUGUGAGUGAGUGAGAGGGUACAGUGCUGGUGUGUGAGUGUGCGAGUGUGUGAGUGGGUACAGUGCUCGUGUGUGAGUGUGCGAGUGGGUACAGUGCUCGUGUGUGAGUGUGCGAGUGGGUACAGUGCUCGUGUGUGAGUGUGCGAGUGGGUACAGUGCUCGUGUGUGAGUGUGCGAGUGGGUACAGUGCUCGUGUGUGAGUGUGCGAGUGGGUACAGUGCUCGUGUGUGAGUGUGCGAGUGGGUACAGUGCUCGUGUGUGAGUGUGCGAGUGAGUGAGAGGGUACAGUGCUGGUGUGCGAGUGUGCGAGUGUGUGAGUGGGUACAGUGCUCGUGUGUGAGUGAGUGAGAGGGUACAGUGCUGGUGUGUGAGUGUGCGAGUGAGUGAGAGGGUACAGUGCUGGUGUGCGAGUGUGAGAGUGAGUGAGAGGGUACAGUGCUGGUGUGCGAGUGUGCGAGUGUGUGAGUGGGUACAGUGCUCGUGUGUGAGAGUGAGUGAGAGGGUACAGUGCUCGUGUGUGAGAGUGAGUGAGAGGGUACAGUGCUCGUGUGUGAGUGUGCGAGUGUGUGAGUGGGUACAGUGCUCGUGAGAGAGUGCGUGAGAGUACUUGUGAGUGACUACACGAGAGUGCGUGAGUGAACGAGUGUGAGUGACUACACGAGUGUGAGUGACUACACGAGAGUGUGCGAGAGUACUUGUGAGUGACUACACGAGAGUGUGCGAGAGUACUUGUGAGUGACUACACGAGAGUGUGAGUGACUACACGAGAGUGUGCGAGAGUACUUGUGAGUGACUACACGAGAGUGUGAGUGACUACACGAGAGUGUGCGAGAGUACUUGUGAGUGACUACACGAGAGUGUGAGUGACUACACGAGAGUGUGCGAGAGUACUUGUGAGUGACUACACGAGAGUGUGAGCGACUACACGAGAGUGUGCGAGAGUACUUGUGAGUGACUACACGAGAGUGUGAGCGACUACACGAGAGUGUGCGAGAGUACUUGUGAGUGACUACACGAGAGUGUGAGUGACUACACGAGAGUGUGCGGGGCUGCACGCGAAGUCGGUGCUCGUGAGAGGGCCGUGCCAUGAGGCCGGGCACGGCGCACUCGCUCGCCUCGUCACGGCGCCGCACGCGGGACGCGCUGGGGGUGCGCGGGGACCCCGGGGACCCCGAGGGGGGCGAGGGGGGCCCCUCUUCUGCGGCCCCCACCGCGAGCUUCUCGGCGCUGCUGCUGUCGGGCCGCGUGCUCGCGGGGCUCAGCGCCGCGGGGUUCAGGGCCCCCUCGCCCAUCCAGCUCAAGGCCAUCCCCCUGGCGCGCUGCGGGCUCGACCUGGUCGUGCAGGCCAAGUCGGGCACAGGGAAGACAUGCGUGUUCGCCACCGUGGCCCUGGAGGCGCUCGUCUCCGAGAACCUUGCCGUGCAGGUGCUGGUGCUGGCGCCGACGCGCGAGAUCGCGGUGCAGAUCCACUCGGUGAUGUUGGCCAUCGGCGCGCACGUCGAGGGCCUGCAGUGCCACGUCUUCAUCGGCGGCACGCCGCUCUCCCUCGACCAGCAGCGCCUGCGCAAGUGCCACAUCGCCAUCGGCUCUCCCGGCCGAGUCAAACAGUUGAUUGAGCUGGGCCACCUCUCUGUGGGUGCGGUGCGUCUCUUCGUGCUGGACGAGGCCGACAAGCUGCUGGAGCAGGGCAGCUUCCAAGAGCAGAUCAACUGGAUCUACUCGAGCCUGCCGGCGAACAAGCAGGUGCUGGCGCUGUCAGCCACCUACCCCGAGUCGCUGGCGUCACACCUCACCCACUACAUGCGCGAGCCGACCUAUGUGCGCCUCAACCCCAGCGACAUGGCCCUGCUCGGGUUGAAGCAGUUCUACAAGGUCGUGCCAUGCCAUGCCAUCUCACACCACAUCCUGCGCGACAAGACCCAGGAGCUGCUGCAGCUCUUGUCACGGAUUCCCUUCAACCAGGCGCUGGUUUUCUCCAAUAUGCACAGCAGGGCACAGCACCUGGCGGACUCUCUCUCGGCACGUGGCUUCCCAGCUGCAUGCAUCUCUGGGGGCAUGACCCAAAGCCAACGCCUUGACGCCAUGUCCAAGCUGAAGCACUUCCAGUGCCGCGUCCUCAUCUCCACUGACCUGAUGGCGCGCGGCAUCGACGCCGAGAAGGUGAACCUCGUCAUCAACUUGGACGUGCCCGAUGACUGGGAGACCUACAUGCACCGCGUGGGGCGCGCCGGACGCUUUGGCACAUAUGGGCUGGUGGUGACGUACUGCAGCCAGGGCGAGGAGGAGAACCUGCUCAUGAAGAUCGCUGCAAAGUGCAACCUCCAGCUGCAGGCCCUGCCCGAAACCAUCUCGUCGGACUUCAUGGCCGAGGCGUUCGCUGACCAGGAGGAGGACGCUCCCGGGGAUCUUCCAGUGGCAGCCGUUGUGCAGCCCCCCGCGUGGGCCUCGUCGCGAUCCUCCUCGGCGAAGCACAAGGCGCGACCGCAAGUCCCGGCCCAACGGGUGCGGGCCGAGCACAGCGGGAAGGCCUCAGCUCGAAAGCAGCACAAGGGUGGGGCACCUCACCCGGCCGGGCCCUGGGAGGAAGACGAACCCAGCUACAGGAGGGUUGGCGCAGGGGGUUCGAGUGAGGCCGCACGGCCGGCUCAGGCCGCGACCAAGGUUCGUGUGGCUGAGAACGGCGGCGGCGGUGGUGGUUGCCUGUCAUGGCAGCCGGCCUCACUCCACCCGCUUCCUCCAAAUCGGCUGCGAGAAGCCGGCAGCUCAUCGGAGAGUAACUUACCGCAAGUUCCUCCCUUGGCUUUGUUUAAACGAAGCUCCUCCACGCAGAGCGGAAAUUUCGCAGAGGCGCUCGCCGACUACGAAUACUUUCUGUGCCACGGCGUCGGUAAGCCCCCCGAGGCCGGAGCGGCGGUCGGCGACGGCGGCGUGGGGGAGGCGGAGAAGCAGCCCACGUCCCGUGGGGAGAGUGACCCCCAGCAGUCGGACUCCUGUGAGCCCGCGUGCACCGGCAGGACGGAAGGCAGCACUGCUCCUCAGUCGGCGGGUGACGAAAGCAACGACGAUGAGAAGAGCGUUGGCACUCACGCGAGGAGGCACAGUGAGAGAGAGGUGGAGCGGGAGGAGGAGCAAGAGGAGAGCAGCGACGAGGAAAUGGAUGACGCGGACGAGGAGGAGGGCAGCACAGACACGAUGGACAGUGAGGAGGUGCGCGAGGCCGGUGGAGACGACGCUGCACCGAGCAAACGACACGACGACCCGCGGCUGGAACGCACUGCCGUGCGCGGGGACGGAACCGCUUCAGGAAUCCGGGCCGAGCGAGCCGAGCGGAGGUCGGGCUCGGACGCGGCAGCGCGGGCGGGUGGCGCGACAGCCAGCAGAGCCGCCGGUGGGAGCCAUUUAGACUACAACUCGUACUUCUUCCCGAAGAACUACGAGGCCAAGGGCAGGCAUCCGCCGUCCAGUCCAAAAAGAGACGCGAAGCGCGACGCUUUCCCGUCGAGCGCCACGAGGCCUGCGCUUAAACAAAAGGCCGCGGCUGAGCGAGACACGGCGUCUGCCCGGCCGAGAACCACAGAAGCGAGGCCCUGGGCGGCGGUGGGUUACCGGGCGGCACCGGGGGCCGCUGACGGAGCUUGGCCGGCGGGGGCCGCAGAGGGAGCGUGGCCAGCAGGGGCCGCAGAGGGAGCGUGGCCGGCGGGAGAUGACGCCGACCCUCACGGUCGCCAUGCAGCGUACGCGGCCGGCGGCGGGUGGAGUGCCUGGUACCGGCACUACUGGCAGUGGUGGUACUAUGCCAACGCCGUGUACACGAGGGAGCUCGUGAAGCGCUGUUAGCGGGCGCCUGCGAUGGUGCUUGCAGGGGGGAGCGGUGUGGUGGUGGCGGCCCAGCGAUUGCGCCUUCGCCGCCCGUCGUUCUUAUCGUUGUUAUUGUUAUUAUUGUUGUUUAUCCGGGAAGGCCUCGCCAGGGCUGGCGAUACUCAUAUUUGAGGAGGGUCCUGCCGAGUUGUCACAGGGGGGUGAUUCUGCUGCUGCUGAGUGAUCUCAAUUGAGUGUUUGCGGCUAAUUUUCACAAUUGGGAUGUUUUGGGCCGAUAUUGGUUUAUACUUUGUGCGUUUGUUUUUUUACCCUUACAUAUGCGGCUUCUGCUUCAUGUUGAACGUUAAAGAUCUCCUGACGUCGAUUGAAAGGAGUAAACUUUUGUUGCCGGUUUCACUGUGCAAAGUGACCCGGGCCUUUAAUUGGCCAGGUUGGCUACUUACGGUUGUGAAAGAACUUCAACAUACACACGUACAUUUUAAAAAUACCAACGCAGGUGAGUUGACUGUGAUUGGUGUACAUAUCACGAUCUUCGCCCCCCCCCACCCUCCACAGGCAGAAUAAACUUCCGAUUGCAGGCCAGGUGCCCGAGUCGCCUCAUGUUGCACAGGGACAGCUGCCACUGGGGGUGUCCCUUUCAAAUGUUUGAGAUGUGUUGGGAGUCACUUAUUGCGCAGGCACAAAGUGACGAUUGCUUUCGUGAAGUGGGGCUUGUCUUGUUCUAGGAGGAAUGUGGUGGGAAUGUUGACAGCGGUCCACCUACAGCAUAGCUACAGCACACCUACACAGCAUAGCUACAGCACCCCUACACAGCAUAGCUACAGUACACCUACACAGCAUAGCUACAGCACACCUACAGCAUAGUUACUGCACAGCUACAUAGCAUAGCUACAGCACAGCUACAGCAAACCUACACAGCACACCUACAGCACACCGACACAGCAUAGCUACAGCAGGGGUGGGCAGAGGGGGGUCAAAUGAGGUGAUGGAUGAAACCCUGCAAACAUUUGUUUUAUUGACACGGUGUAAACACGCGGAAAGUGUCGUGUACUUUGUUUUAAUGUACACCAUGACAUUUCGGGACCAUGUCCCUCUGCAGCCCCGACACUUAGAGCUGCACAUUUUGCAUCCGCACUCCUGCAGCUCCCCACACGAUCCCCACUCACGCACGACUUCUCUCGGUGCGACGUGGGCAGCGCGAGGGUGGCUGGGAGCCCCCCGCGUGCAAGGCAGAGCUCACCGGGUUGCGGUCCGCACGAUGGUUGUUCAUAAAGGACAAAAGAGAUGGAAAAGCGUAUGCAGAUGGUGUGUUGGGCAACCUCUGUGUCUAUAUCUGCGAAGGAACUGAAAUAAAGUGAUUAGUCAAUGAAACGUGUGGCGCCGCAUGGUGUUCACUCACGAUAUUCAGUGUUCACUCAGUAUGCGCUCGCAGUUUUCACUCGGUGUGUUCACUGGCUGUUGUAGAUUGUAGACAGAACGACUCGGAGGUUUGACGAGGAGCCACGGAUGAGCAGCAGCAGCAGCAUCCAUGCAAUGAGCCACUGCCAACAAUUGCCCAAGCUCUGUGGUCUUCCAUCUAUGAAGGUGUUAUCGUCAAUUAAUUAGUGCUAACAUGUGGGAGGAAACCAGAAAAUCUGGAGAAAACUCACAUGCGCGAGGGGAAAUAUACCUAUGUGGGAAUGAGCUAAGCGUUGAGGUAAAUGGCCUGGAAUUCUAGAUCCAAAUUUAUGUAUGUGUAGUGGUAAUGAGGGAGAGUCUUCUUCUCGAGGCAACACGUUUAUUUAACAGUAACAACUAUAACAUGAGGUCCUUAGCACAAAGGGCUAUCGGCCCCUCCGCCCGGUACCCUGGGGAAGUAUAGUAUAGCCUCCGGGCUCGCGUGUCCUACUCACUGGGACCACUUCCUCUAUAUCAGCCCUCCGGCUAGGCGGACCUUGGGGAGGUUAGCUGACCCGACCCAGCCAAGGUCCUCGGUUCCCAGCCACUGGCCCGCUCGGUUCCGGCUCUUGGAAGGUCGUUGGGUCCGGGGGUUCCCAGGAUCCUAUGCUAGGCUGGCUCUUCGGGUCUUCAGCUUGACUGGCAAACCCGUUCAGGGGUCCCCCUUAUAUACACCCCCAGGCUCACUCCGCCCCUGGCCACGCCUAUUCUCGAGAACCUUCUGGAGGGACCUGGACUAUUGCGUAAUCCCCCAGCCCCCACUGGGGGCCUGGGGUGUGUACCUCUGGUUCCC
Molecule: messenger RNA, 6349 nt
Organism: Lethenteron reissneri (Far Eastern brook lamprey)
Lineage: Eukaryota; Metazoa; Chordata; Hyperoartia; Petromyzontiformes; Petromyzontidae
Gene: DDX20
Product: DEAD-box helicase 20
Cellular component (GO): cytosol
Molecular function (GO): ATP binding; RNA helicase activity; nucleic acid binding
Source: RefSeq, a predicted model, not a curated record